AUGCUUACUCUGAUGUUAUUUUGCUUAUGGAAAACAAGUUUUAGUUAAACAAAAGAUUAACGAUACUAUAAUGUAAAGGGAUUAUAGAAUUUUGGCAUUAAUGAAAUGUUUCAUAAAUAUCUAUCUGAAAAAUAAAAAGUUACGAUUACACUUACAUAUGAAGAUGGGGAAAUUCCAUUUCUACUAGUUUGUGAUAAUAAGCCUGAUGUUAAUAAGAUGACUGAUUACGAUUUGAUAUAAAAGUUCUAAUAUUAUUAUGUUUAGAGAAAAUUGUAAAAUUGACAUAAAUGCUUAUGAUUUGAAACAAUAAAUACAAACAAUUUCUUUAACAAAGAAUUAAAAAUCAUAGACAUUUUAAAGAAAUUUUAAUGUUUAUUAUAUUGAUAAUACAAACUUGUUUAUUGGUGCUUAUUCAAAACUUUAAUCAACCUUUAAUAUAUCUGCUAAAAUUUAAUCAUUAUAUAAUUGCGCAAAGUAUUUAUAAACUUCUAACUUAGAGAAUGCAAAAAUGGAGGAAGUUGUUUUUAUGGAGUUUGUGAAUGUUAUGAAGGUACUUUUGGUAAUGACUGUAGUAUAAUUGGUUUUAAUAUCAAAGACCAAUUAAAAUUAUCUUCAAAUAAAUUAUAUUAUUUACCCUUAUAUUUAACAGGAACAACUUUUUAGAGAAUCUUAUCAAAUUAAAUACCAAUUAGACAAUAAUGUUAUGUAGAAACACCUUUUAUUGACUAAGGUUCUCUAUUGAUAACAAAUACACUUUAAUUAACUUAUGAUAAAAUAUACUAUUGCAGAAAUCUCACUGAGGCUUUAUAAAAUGAAAGUUAAAUUAAAUUAAAUGCUUACUUCAUUUUCAAGAUUUAUAGUGAAUAUGAUGUUAGCAUUGUUUUAAAUAAUAAUAGUUCUGAUGGAAUAUAAAAAAUUAUGAUGAUGAUUUUUAUUCCACUCUUUGUGUUAAUCUUUUUCUUACUUGUAUGUUGUGGUGUAAAAUUCUAUAAAAAGAAAUUAGAAUAAACUUAAAUUCCAAUUAAAAUAGAAUAGAAUGUUGAAAAAAAAUUUAUAAAUUUUAUAAAUUUUUAUAUUCCAACACAUAAAUUUGAAUAAAUCAAAGAAAUAAUUUAAGAAGAGAUAAAUGAAAAAGAUUUGUAUUGUUCAAUUUGUUUAGAGAUAUUCAUAUUAUAACAUGAUGUGAAAGUGACUUAUUGCAAACACAUUUACCAUUCUGAAUGCUUGACUUUAUGGAUAUAAAAGAUCAAAGUACUUUUUGAUCAACAUUUAGAUAUGUCCUCUAUGUAGAGCACCUUUAGAUGAAAAAACUCUGGCUUCAUUGAUUCCUUAAAGAUCAUUGACCUUAAUAGAUUAAAUUUCUAGUAAAUCAUAAUCUGACUACAAUAAAUUAAAGAUCUUCUCUAUGAAUUCAUUAUCUAGUUUAAACGGACCAAAUACAUAACAAGCAUUUUAGAAUUUAAAUUAUCAAAGAAGUUUAGUUAUGGUAGAUUAAUGA
Messenger RNA from Paramecium pentaurelia, 1498 nucleotides. NCBI's taxonomy places the organism in Eukaryota, Ciliophora, Oligohymenophorea, Peniculida, Parameciidae. The record is from the annotation of a GenBank genome assembly.